AUGCACUUUUAUCGAGCGAUGCGCCGGCCACGCCGCACCGCGCCGCUCCUCCCACUGACGCUGCUGCUGCUGCUGUGCGCUGCCGCUGGAUGUCUUGCCGACGCUCCCGCCGGAGUUGCGCAGGGGGAAAAGGCAUCGCAGGAGCCACGGCAAGACGAGGGCACAAGUGACACUCCAAAAGGCCCAGGCGGUGGUGAUAAACAGCUGAGUGCUGACAGCACACAGCCGGGCAGUGGCGCGGGGCCGGCGAAGGCAGGCACCGUUACGGCACCGGAAAGCUCAGAUCGCAGCGAGAACGAUGGGCAGAAGCCGGCACCGCGAGCAGCAGGCGAGCCCCCAACCGUCCCAGAGGCGCCACAAGCAACGGAAACACCGCCGGAAGCCAAAGAGAACGGGAGCGCAACCGGAACUCUGCAAAAACCGGGGGAGGCCGCAGUUACCGCAGGGAGUGCGUCGGCCGACGGUGGUGCGGCGCAAGAGGCCCCGUCGCUUUCUUCUCCGAGCGGCGGUGUUCCUGCCAGCAGCGACGCCAAGGAGCCCACUGAGAAGACUCCCGAGGCCACCCAAACUUCUGAGGGUGCGCAGACACAUGAAGGCGGAAGGCAACAAGGUGAAACUGCCGCUGGCAGUGCGAGGGACAAAGCACCGGCAGCAGAGGCCUCCACCAACACAAACGACGCAGCGACUCCAGCAGCUGGCGGAGAAGGAGCCGCAACACCGCCAGCCACCACAACCAAAAAGAAUGCAACGAAGCCGGCGCCCGGCGACAGUGAAGGCAGCAGCGCCGCGGCCUCGCACUCUGCCUCCCCCCUUGCGCUUCUUCUUCUGCUUGCGUGUGCGGCAGCCGCUGCGGUGCUGGCCGCGUGA
This is a messenger RNA of Trypanosoma conorhini, 867 nucleotides long. RefSeq lists its product as uncharacterized. Bases 1 to 867 code for a protein of 288 amino acids. Lineage: Eukaryota; Euglenozoa; Kinetoplastea; Trypanosomatida; Trypanosomatidae. The transcript has a single exon. The record is from RefSeq and is a predicted model, not a curated record.